Messenger RNA from Drepanopeziza brunnea f. sp. 'multigermtubi' MB_m1, 930 nucleotides. The record is from RefSeq and is a predicted model, not a curated record. NCBI's taxonomy places the organism in Eukaryota, Fungi, Ascomycota, Leotiomycetes, Helotiales, Drepanopezizaceae.
AUGGCCGAGUUGUUCAUCGAGGACGCGGACCUGGUGAACCUCAAGGGCAAGGUUGUCAUUGUCACAGGUGGUUCAUCCGGCAUCGGUCUCGCAACCGUCAACCUGCUCUUAUCCCACGGCGCAUCCGUCGUGAGCGCAGACAUCAACUCGCCCCCCGAGCAAGCCGCUACCACGUCGGGAGGAGGCGCAUUCCUCUUCGUCAAGACCGACGUCGCCAGCUGGCGGGACCUGUGCGCCCUGUUCGCCGCGGCGCAAGCCCAGUACAGCCGCAUCGACGGCGUCUUCGCCAACGCAGGCAUCGGACCCCGUGCGAACUACCUCGCCCUCGAGACGAGCGACGACGACGGGGAGCUGAUCGAGCCCAGCACCCAAGCCCUGGACGUCAUGCUGCGAGGCGUGAUCAACACGGCGUGUCUGGCCGCCCACUACAUGAAGCAGCAGCAGCCGCCGGCGGGAAGCAUUGUGCUGAUGGGCUCCAGCACGGGUCUGCAGCCCCUGCGCAUCCCGGAUUACUGCAAGUCGAGAAAUCCUACCUCAUCCCCGAGGACCACCGCCAAACACGGCGUCCUCGGCUUCGGCCGCGGCUUCUCCCGCCUCAUGUCCGUCACAGGUCUCCCCAUCCGCGUCAACACGCUGAUGCCCUCGUGGACCGCCACCAACCUCCUGCCUGACAUCAGUGGCAUCGCACCCGGCGUCAGCAACACCGGAGCGGUGCAGGACGGGCCGAUCGUCGCGCGCGCGGCCGCCUUUCUCCUCGUCGAUGAGGCGCGACAGGGAGACGUCGUGUUCGUCCACCGAGGGAAGUAUACGGAGAUCGAGAAGGCGGUGCUGGCGCCCGCGCGUGAGGCUAUCCAGGGCGGGCCGGCGGAACUUAGCGAUGAUGAGGUUGUGGAGCGGAUCUUGGCGAGGAAUGCAUCGGUGGAGGGGUGA